This is a messenger RNA of Adineta ricciae, 990 nucleotides long. The record is from the annotation of a GenBank genome assembly. Lineage: Eukaryota; Metazoa; Rotifera; Eurotatoria; Adinetida; Adinetidae.
AUGAACGUGCUUCAUCAUUCGUUUAGCUUGAGCGCUUGUCCCAAAUGUCAUUUACUUGUUUGUCAACAUACCAGUCUUGCUGAUUUGAAUUUUAAUCCAGAUCAACAACAAUCAGUGAAUGAAACAAAUUUAUACUUGUUUCCAAGCGAUGUAGUAGAUAUUCGGUAUAGUUGGACAACGUGUGGCACGGAAUCGAUCGAAAGUACCCAAACCUUAAAAAAUACGGAAGUUAUUCCAUUUGCUAACGAAAGUCGUGUUCAUUCAUCGUCGUCGUCAUCAUCAGCAACAACGUUGGAUCCGCUUCAAUUGGAAGGAAUCACAUCGAAAUUAUCGAUUGAUUUAACAAAAAGUUUAUCCUAUUCAACUUUAUAUGAACCUUCGUCUCAAAUCCAACAUGAAGAUCAUGCGUCAAUCAAAUCUCACUCGAGAAAAUCAUUUUCUAUCUUCAGCUUUCUCAUUCUCUCAUUUCUUUUUACGAAUAUUCUCGAUAUUGUUCUCAUUUACAUCUAUUAUCGUACCAAUUCAUUCUAUUUCUUCAGUUUUCUCAGUACAAUUAUUCUAUGUGAUUUCAUUCUCUGGAUAAACCAUUUGCUUCAGUACAAAACCACUCUAUCGUACCUCCUCUUGAUCCCGUUUAUGAAUCGAUUCUAUUUACUUUACGAACUAAUCGAUUUUCUCACUCUGGCUUUUGAUAAACACGAACAAUUGCAUCGAUCGGAUUCGUUAUCAUCUACAACACUGGAACUUCAACACGAUACAACAUUAAUUCGUUGUUCAAGGAAACAAAAAUUGUAUUAUGAACUGUCGGUAUUCUAUCUCCUUCACACAGGUUUAUUCUCCUUGAUAAAUUUCUAUUUUUGGUCAAACAACUUCGAAUUAUCCAUUCAAUCGUCUAUUCACAUGAACUAUUUUCUCCCACGUUGGUUAUCGAAUGAUGUUUUAUCACCAACAGAAAGCAAUGCACUUCCUGUUCAGUCUCCAACUAGGUAA